This is a messenger RNA of Galeopterus variegatus (Sunda flying lemur), 2718 nucleotides long. RefSeq names its product phosphatidylinositol 4-phosphate 3-kinase C2 domain-containing subunit gamma-like. Gene Ontology annotation, biological process: phosphatidylinositol-3-phosphate biosynthetic process; phosphatidylinositol 3-kinase/protein kinase B signal transduction; phosphatidylinositol-mediated signaling. The record is from RefSeq and is a predicted model, not a curated record. Gene Ontology annotation, molecular function: 1-phosphatidylinositol-3-kinase activity; 1-phosphatidylinositol-4-phosphate 3-kinase activity. Gene Ontology annotation, cellular component: phosphatidylinositol 3-kinase complex; plasma membrane; cytoplasm. Lineage: Eukaryota; Metazoa; Chordata; Mammalia; Dermoptera; Cynocephalidae. The annotation marks the transcript as partial. The transcript is spliced from 20 exons.
AUGGCAUAUUGCCGGCAAGCUGAUCUAAAUCCUAAUAAAUCACAUGAAGAACAGCAUGGGCACCAAGAAUUUCACUCCGUAAAUCAACCCUUUUCUUCUAGUCAAGUCAGUCUAGGUUUUGAUCAGCUAGUAGAUGAAAUCAGUAAUAAAAUUCCUCUCUGUCAGAAUGAAAUUGAAGAAAACAGCUUUUUUGUGCCCAGUACACCAAACUGGGACUUAGAAAAGCAUUCAUUAGAUGAAACACACCAAAUAUCCUUGAAUGAAUUCACUUCUAAAAACCCUGAGCUCUCCCAGCAUCAAGUUAGGAAGACACCAGUAAUUGGUUUUAGUCCUUCUGUGCUACCAAGACUUCAAAACAUGAAUAAAGAAAGCUCCUGGGGAAACCCUGUAGAAAAACAUCAUGGUGCUGGUGACUCCGGAUUCAAUAUAUUAGCUCCAUCAUCCACUAGUUCAUAUAAAAUUAAUCUACAGAGAGAAUUUGACAAUGAAAAUUAUAACUACUAUAUAGGAUUUGAAAGUAACAUUCAUUCUAUAUAUCCAUCCUCAACUGACUUAAUGCCAGAAGAAGAGAAUGAAACGAGUGGACAUAUGAAUAUUGUGGAACCUUCUCUGAUGCUUUUUAAAGAUUCUUUUCUACCCAGGAAAUGGGAAAGCACCUGGCCAAAGAACAUAGAGUCAAUAGGUUGUUCCAUUCAGCUGGCUGAGGUACCUCAAGGCAGUAAUAUGACUCUGGCCUCCUUUUGCAACAAAGUAAAAAAAAUAAGGGAAACAUAUCAUGCAGCUGACAUUAAUUCCAAUUCUGGGAAGAUCUGGAGCACCAUUACAGAAUUUCCAUAUCAGCUAUUUUCUAAUACUAGGUUUAACAUAAAUAUAUUUACUGGUAACUCAACAGAACUACUUCAUUUUACGCCAUAUGCUAAUUGUCUUGUCAAAGACCUAAUUGCAGAAAUUCUGCAUUUUUGUGCAAAUGACCAGUUAUUCCCCAAAGAUCAUCUUCUAAGUAUAUGCGGCUCUGAAGAAUUUUUACAGAAUGAUCGAUGUUUGGGGAGCCACAGAAUGUUUCAGAAAGAUAAAUCUGUUAUUCAGCUUCAUCUGCAGAACAGGGGAGCUCCAGGAAAGUUAUCUCGAAAGCAUGAAGAUGACCACAGUCAGUUUUAUCUGAACCAACUUCUAGAAUUUAUGCAUAUUUGGAAAGUAUCCAGACAGUGCCUGUCAACAGUAAUCAAAAAAUAUGACAUCCACUUGACACACCUAUUGAAAACUCAGAAAGAUGCAGAGGAGAAAAGUUUGCCACCACUCUUUUCCGAUGUUCAAAAUACUUUUCAGCAAAACCUGGAUAACAUUAUUGAAGCAGUUAAAAAAAUAUGCAGUAUUCUGGGGUGUGUGGAAACCAAUCAAAUUACAGAUGCAGUAAAUGAACUAAAUCUAAUUCUUCAGAGGAAAGCAGAGAAUCUUAAUCAAAAUUCAGAGACUUCAACAAAAGAAAGAUGCAGAGGAGAAAAGUUUGCCACCACUCUUUUCCGAUGUUCAAAAUACUUUUCAGUUUUUAGCUAUAAAGCAUUUUCUUUUUCCUGUUGGCUUACUUAUGCUGGAAAGAAGCUGUGCCAAGUAAGAAACUACAGAAAUAUUCCGGUCAAAAAAUUAUUUUUUUUCUUGGUCAACUGGAAUGAAAUGAUCAAUUUUCCUCUUGAAAUAAAGUCACUUCCAAGGGAAUCCAUGCUUACUAUAAAAUUGUUUGGGAUUGUCUGUGCAACCAACAAUGCAAAUUUACUGGCCUGGACCUGUUUUCCAUUGUUUCCAAAAGAAAAUUCUGUUCUUGGGUCUAUGCUGUUCAGCAUGACGUUACAGAGUGAGCCACCCAUAGAAAUGAUAGCUCCAGGAGUGUGGGAUACAAGUCAGCCAUCCCCAGUGACCCUGCAGAUUGAUUUUCCAGCUGCUGGGUGGGAGUAUAUGAAACCUGAUUCUGAAGAGAAUACAAUUAAUCUUGAAGAACCACCGAAAGAGUGUUUAAAACAUAUUGCCAGACUUUCACAGAAACAAUCUCCACUACUACUCUCGGAGGAAAAGAGAAGAUACUUGUGGUUUUAUCGCUACUACUGCAAUGACGAAAACUGCUCCCUUCCUCUGGUCCUGGGUAGUGCUCCUGGAUGGGAUGAAGGGACUGUUUUAGAAAUGCAUGCCAUUUUGAGAAGGUGGACGUUUUCCCACCCUUUGGAGGCACUUGGACUUUUGACUUCUAGUUUUCCAGAUCAAGAAAUCCGUAAAGUUGCAGUUCAACAAUUAGACAACCUCAUGAAUGAUGCACUACUGGAAUAUCUCCCACAGCUAGUUCAGGCUGUCAAGUUUGAAUGGAACCUUGAAAGUCCUUUAGUGCACCUCCUACUCCAUCGUGCAUUGCAAAGCAUCCAGGUCGCCCAUCGUCUUUACUGGCUGCUAAAAGAUGCACAGAAUGAAGUUUAUUUUAAAAGCUGGUAUCAGAAGCUGUUGGCUGCUCUCCAAUUCUGCGUAGGAAAAGCCUUGAGUGAUGAAUUUUCCAAGGAAAAGAAACUAAUCAAAAUUCUGGGAGAUAUUGGGGGAAAAGUCAAGUCAGCCAGUGAACCUCAAAGACAGGAGGUACUGAAAAAAGAGAUCAGCAGACUCGGAGAAUUCUUUCAAGAUGUAAACUCUUGCCACCUUCCUCUGAACCCUGCCCUGUGUGUAAAAGGGAUUGAUCAUGAU